AACUGAACUGCGCGUGGAGUGAGUUGUCCGACGUGGUGAGGGAGGUACAUUAAAACCAGUACUAUUCACCAAACCCGCCUCGUUAAAGCCACGCUCCACCGAAGUCUGCGAGCCUCUCGCCAUCAUCUCAUUUCAUCCCAUCCUGCAAAGGCCUCCUAUCUCCCCUGCUCGCCGUCUCCGUCUCCCUUUUACCUUCUUUCUCUCUUUCUUUCUUUCUCUUCUUCUCCCUCCCUUUUCCCUUCUUCCUCUCCCGUCUGUUUCUCCCGGUCUUUUUCUUGCACCACCCUUCGUGUCUCCUGCUGAGGCACCUGGUUCUCUUCCCUCCCCUCCCCCAUCCUUGUUCGACCUCUCAAGCCUCUACGACUCCCCUCCCCCUUUCCUGCUAAUAGACUGCGAGAGCGUCAGAGAGUGUCAGAGAUGGCAGCCGUUUCAGCCCCUACUCCCAAGCUGGAUCGCUACAUAGUCAUCCACGUCGCAACUACCUGCGACGAACAUGGUGUCUAUGUGACCAAGGACUCUGCGGAGGUGAUUGAACUGGGAUGGAUUCUGUUGGAUACCAAGACCUGCGAGGAGCUCCACCGCGAGAGCGUCCUCGUUAAACCGGUCAACACCCCCAUCACGCCUCUCUGCACGAGCUUGACUACUCUCACCUGGGAACAUGUGCGCUCUGCAGGCACUUUCCGCGAUGCCAUCAACCGCUUCGACGCCUUCGCUCAGGAACACCUCAUCGGCCAAAACUUGGAGUUUGCCUUUGUGACGUUGGACUCGUGGGAUCUCCGUGUGCAGCUUCCUCGGGAGGCUCGAGACAAGGCCGUCGUCCUCCCUCCCUACCUGCAACACUCGCGCACCUUUGAUCUUCGUACCGAGUACCAGCGUUGGCAGACUCACCAUCCCGAGUCGCUUCCAUUCGGUCCCAGCUCCCUCUCCAACAUCUGUGCCGCUCUGGAAGUCGAACCCGUUCAAUCCUCGGCCCCCAUUAAGCACAACCUUCCCUUCCACCUGCAGGCCUUGGCGCCCGCUUCGCCUCGACGGGCCAUGGAGGAAGCUAUUACCCUCGCGCGUGUGCUCCGCGGUUUGAUCCGCAAGUCCCAGCCUCCUCACGAGCAUCCGGAAAUCCUGACGCGGCCCAUGGAUGCCAGAGCGGACGUUCGUGCUUUCCUGGCUGAGCGUAGCAAGGUGCUCCAUCUCAGUGGCCUUCCCCAUGAUACUACACAGUCGGAGUUGGAAAGCUGGUUUACCCAGUUUGGCGGGCGUCCCAUUGCUUUCUGGACGCUCCGUACUCCCGAUCAGCACAAGCCCACCGGCACUGGGUUUGCUGUUUUCUCGUCCCACGAGGAGGCCGCUGAGAGUCUAUGCAUGAACGGUCGCGCUCUCAAUGAGAAGGCUAUCGAGGUUUCUCCUUCUUCAAGCCGUGUUCUGGAUCGUGCAGCUGAGAUCCUUACUCCCUUCCCACCGUCGAAGAACCGGCCCAGACCCGGCGACUGGACCUGCCCGUCUUGCGGCUUCUCCAACUUCCAACGCCGUACCGCUUGUUUCCGUUGUUCGUUCCCUGCCAUGGCUGCCGCUCCAGACCCGAUGGGAUACCCUUACGGCUAUGCUCCGCCAUCAAUGCUUCCCCCUCACAUCGGCCACGGUGCUCACGGCAUGGGCCACUCCCGUGUAAUGGGAGGCGGCGGUGGGCCUGUGCCCUUCCGCGCCGGCGACUGGAAGUGUGGCUCUGAGGGAUGUGGCUAUCACAACUUUGCCAAGAAUAUCAACUGCCUGCGCUGCGGUGCCCCCCGUUCGGGAGCGGCUAUUAUCGCUGAAUCCGGCUUCCCCUCCCCCAUGGAUCCACCAUCGGGAUUUGGCAUGGGUCCCAGCUCUAUCGCAAGCACGCCUGCUCCGGCCCCUUUCGCCUCCACUGCGGGUGCUUUCGGGGGCUUCAACCAACAAUUUGCGGCUCCACCUAACAGUUAUGCUCUGCCCUCUGGGCUGGGAACUACUCCCGGGGCAUAUCCCCCGAUGGGCCAGAUGAAUGCCGGUUAUGCCUCUACGAACAGCUCUCAGUCGGCCGCUGCAUUUGCUAACCCAGCCACCCAAGCUGCGUUCAGCGCUGCUGAUCAUGCUACACCAUCCACUAGCGUCUCCAACGGGACUUUCUACGGUCAUGAUGGUUCCGCUGAUCCCUUUGCCUUCCUCUCGACAGGACUCGGUGGUUUGACGGUGGCAGACGACCACUCACGUCGCAAUGGCGCUGGCGCCAAGUCCCAAGCCUAAUUCAAAAAUCUGAAAGAAACAGAAAACAGAGAGCAAGGAACGGAACUAGAGAAGGGACCAGAGGUUUAUCUGGUUGUCAAUAUUGAAGUUUGUUUUGUUGUUGGAUAACGCAAUUUUUUGGUACUCGUCGCCGCACGGUUGUAUACGGGAAUCCUGCAGUUCUGGUGCAUCCGGUUGGGAAGGAGCAGGCUGGUAGUACGUCGUUGGUUCAUAUGGGAUUUCGCCUAGUCUCUCGGUUAUUUCGUUGAGACAUCCUUCGGUUGUUUUGGUUUUACGAUCCCGUCUUUGGGAAUGAUUCUUUAAGAGAGGAUUCAGCAAAAGCUCCAGGACGGCAAAAAAGCAAGGUGGCACGGGGGCGCUUUCAACGUCGAUUCUCCGAUGUUUAUUUUUUUUUUGUUCGCUUCGUUUUCGUGCGCAUUAUACAUUGAUUUCUUUUGGUUUUGUUUUUUUCUUCAGCGGGAAGGCACGUCUUAGACCGAGGAUUUCCUCUUUUUCUUUUGAGACUCGGGACGCAGAUUGGAUGGAAGGUCAACAGCAUUUUUUUGGCAUCGCAUUUCUAGAUGUUUCGUUCCCGUGUCCAUUUCAGCGCUCUCAACGAAUGGGGAUCUUUGGAGAAUCAUGGCAUGAUCACGAUGGGAUACAAAUGGAACGGACUCUGUUGGGGGUGUUGGGGAUCACUUUUUCUUUUCUUCUUUUUUCUUUUAUCUUUUAUCUCUUCGUUUGAUCCAGCAAAAUUUCGACAUGCAGCGAGGCGACUUAUCGGGAAUUGGAUCGAGAUGUGAUGGAUUGGGAGCUGUCGGUGGAAGAGAUUAAAAUGUCUAUACACUGUUUCCAACUUGGUCCUCUCGCGUAGAAAAGGGGACCAGAUUAGGUUGAUGUUAUUAAUUGCAAAUCGUACAAAUUGAAUCAUUC
Messenger RNA from Monascus purpureus, 3168 nucleotides. NCBI's taxonomy places the organism in Eukaryota, Fungi, Ascomycota, Eurotiomycetes, Eurotiales, Aspergillaceae. The record is from the annotation of a GenBank genome assembly.